UUAAUUUUAGAGUUGUGUUGCGAUAUCUUCCCGUGAGUCUCUGAUCUUGAUCGUACACGUUUGCGUGUAUGAUUAGUGUACGAUUGAAUCGGGGGCGUCACAAGGAGUUACUUCUUAUCUUAUUCAUCCUGAAAAUUGUUGGGAACUUGGGAUAGUAUUAUAAUGUAACAAUUCGGUAUUAGUAUAAAUGUUGUUCUUGACAGAUCAUGUUAACUAAGCGCCAGAUUUAUCCUAAUCUCUAGAAUGUAUUUAAGUUUAUACCAUGUCUGCUCAAUGGUUGUCUACAUACCUUGCAUGCUCUCGGCCGCUUCGUCAUUUUAUUUUGUCAAAUAUCAAGUGAAGUUAAUCUUGUUUGUUGUCUUGGCAGUAUGGGCACACUCCUAUAGAAAUUGCUGCACGUUCUGGUAUGCGUGAACAUGUUGAAAUUCUAUUUCCCGUCACUUCUCGUAUUCCUAAAGUACGUGACUGGAGUGUUGAUGGAAUCAUUGGCAAUGUAAAUUCAGUGCCCUCAUCAAAGAAAACUAUGCUUGCUAGUGCAAAAUCUAAAGCACAUGAGGCAUUCAAGAAUGGGAAUUAUCUUAUUGCAGCAAGAAUUUAUGGAGAGGCCAUGGAGCUCGACCCUUUUAAUGCGACCUUGCGCUCAAAUAGUAGCCUAUGCUGGAUUCGCUUCGGUAAUGGGACGCAGGCCCUGAAGGAUGCUCAAGCUUGCAGGAUGAUGCGACCUGGCUGGGCCAAGGGCUGCCACCGUGAAGGAACUGCUCUGAUGCUACUGAAGAAUCGUAUUUGAUGCAGCUGAUAGACUUUGGAUUGGAGUAGGCUAGUAGAUCCGGUGAACCUACCUUCUCCAGCAGUGGAUGAACUCGAGCCGGAGGCCAUCGUGGUGCUGGGGCGCACGGCGAUGGCGGAGAGUGCGCGAGGUGGUGGAGCUUCCUGUGAGCACCGCGCUAACCCUAGAUCGGUAGGGAUUGUAGGUGGGGAUUGUGGCAGCGAUUAACCUCGUGAGUCCUGCCCCGGCCCCCACCUCUGCUUAUAUAGCGCGGGUCACAGGGGCCCACCAACCAUGGUUUGCUUGGGCGCCCCCGAUCAGGGCGCGAGUCAGGGGCCCGUUCGACCCGUUGGGUUCGAACGGAAGAGAGAUCAACCUAACAUUCUCCCCCUUGAUCUCAACUUUACUUUUAACUUUAUACUUUCUAGUUUAUUUGUUUCAUCACAUAUUGAUACAUAGAGCAUGUUUCAUCGUCACGACUUAAUUGUCGUUAGAAUCAUACAGCUACAACAUACGUUAUGUUCAGAAACAAAUUCUGUUCCUUUUGGGCCUAUCCAGGAAUCAUAAGGCUUUCCCUUAAA
Aegilops tauschii subsp. strangulata is the source of this 1347-nucleotide messenger RNA. RefSeq names its product heat shock protein sti1 homolog. The record is from RefSeq and is a predicted model, not a curated record. NCBI's taxonomy places the organism in Eukaryota, Viridiplantae, Streptophyta, Magnoliopsida, Poales, Poaceae. Gene Ontology annotation, molecular function: protein binding.